AUGGGGAUGAGGGCUGCUGAUGAGCCCCGAGUAAUUCACUUGGCCGGCCGGCGGGCCGGCGUCUCCGCUCUCAACGACUCCUCGUCGGCCAGCGGAGGCCGGCGCCGUCUCACGCUGCUGCGCCAGCAGGACCGGGCAGGGCUCGCGAUUGCGUCUCAUCAUGCGGCCGCAGAAGCGCCAGCGGCGGACCCGGAGCCACCGGACGUGGUGGGCGGCGUCCGGGGCACAGUGCUGGAGCGGCACGGCUACACCGUGGGCAGGAGCAUCGGCUCUGGCUCCUACGCCACCGUCAAGAUCGCCCACUCUGACAGGCAUGAUCGUGAAGUCGCCAUAAAAAUUGUAUCCAAGUUCCGCGCGCCGAAGGAUUAUCUGAGAAAGUUUCUGCCGAGAGAAAUAGAAGUUGUCAAAGGGCUCAGACACAAAAAUCUCAUCCGCUUCUACCAAGCUAUCGAAACAACUCACAGGGUGUACAUCGUGAUGGAGUACGCGCCGAACGGCAGCCUGCUGGAGGUGAUCCGCAGGGAGAGCUACAUCAAGGAGCCGCGGGCGCGCGUCUGGUUCCGACAGCUGGUCGACGCGGUCGAGUACUGCCACAACCAGGGAGUCGUGCACAGGGACAUCAAGUGCGAGAACCUGCUGCUGGAUGAGGAGAUGAACGUCCGCCUGUCGGACUUUGGCUUCGCGCGCGGCCGCAUGAAGGCGCGCGACCGCCAGCCGCCGCCCAUGAGCGAGACCUUCUGCGGCAGCUACGCCUACGCCGCCCCCGAGAUCCUGCGCGGCACGCCCUACCGCCCCCAGCUGUCCGACAUCUGGUCCAUGGGCGUCGUGCUCUACGCCAUGAUCUUCGGCCGCCUGCCCUUCGACGACUCCAACUACACGCAGCUGCUCAAGCAAGUGCAGAGCAAGGUGAUGUUCCCGCGGCAGCCGCGGGCGUCGGCGGCGGUGCGGUCGCUCAUCACGCGCAUCUUGUCGCCCGCCAGGACGCGCCUGCGCAUCCCGGACAUCCGCACAGACGUCUGGAUGGCCCCCGGAACGGACGACGCGGCCGCCCAGCAGGGUUUGAUGUCUUUGUCAGAUCAGUCUGCUAAGUUACUAAUCGAUCUAGAGAAAACUUCUUAUACUGCAGAGUGGUGCAAGGUGUCUGAAAUCGCCGGAAAACAGGUGCACACGUGA
Messenger RNA from Schistocerca nitens (vagrant locust), 1173 nucleotides. RefSeq names its product testis-specific serine/threonine-protein kinase 4-like. Gene Ontology annotation, molecular function: ATP binding; protein serine/threonine kinase activity; tau-protein kinase activity. Gene Ontology annotation, cellular component: cytoplasm. The transcript has 7 exons. Gene Ontology annotation, biological process: protein phosphorylation; intracellular signal transduction; microtubule cytoskeleton organization. NCBI's taxonomy places the organism in Eukaryota, Metazoa, Arthropoda, Insecta, Orthoptera, Acrididae. The record is from RefSeq and is a predicted model, not a curated record. Bases 1 to 1173 code for a protein of 390 amino acids.